Messenger RNA from Necator americanus (New World hookworm), 375 nucleotides. RefSeq lists its product as uncharacterized. The record is from RefSeq and is a predicted model, not a curated record. Bases 1 to 375 code for a protein of 124 amino acids. NCBI's taxonomy places the organism in Eukaryota, Metazoa, Nematoda, Chromadorea, Rhabditida, Ancylostomatidae. The transcript has a single exon.
AUGCAGAACGAAAUUCCGCCAAAGUAUGUCUAUACAUGUCGGAGCACAACCCAGGAAGAAGCUCAACGAAGCGGAUUUCUUCACAAAGUGCAUCCAAGAGGCUGUAAAGAAAACGCUUCCGGUCCAAAUGCCACUGAAGAAGUUUGUCUUUGCAACUGCGGAGACAAGAUCCGCGUGCGAUUCUGGAUGUUCUGGACAUACUAUUCUAGGCGCAGAACUGGCGAUUUCAACCAGGAGAAGAGAUCAGAGAAGAAAGGAUGGACAUCGAGAGCGAAGGAAUUUGAAAGCCCACGGGAAGACAAGAGCCCGAAGAAAGCGUACGCGUUACUAAGACAGUGCAGUGGCAAAAUGAAAAGAUUUUCUCCAGACUGCUAA